Tetrahymena thermophila SB210 is the source of this 2343-nucleotide messenger RNA. Its product is annotated as methyltransferase domain protein. Lineage: Eukaryota; Ciliophora; Oligohymenophorea; Hymenostomatida; Tetrahymenidae. The transcript has 5 exons. The record is from RefSeq and is a predicted model, not a curated record.
AUGAACAUCUUACCUAAAAAUUACGGUGAAUUUUAAUCUAAGCAAUAUUGGGAUAAGUUCUUCCGCAAACUUAAAAAGCAAAACGACAAAAAGGAUAGCGAGUUUUUUGAAUGGUAUGGUAAUUUCAAGAACUUUUAACAUAUCAUUAGUCAAAUCGUUAAGGAAGACUAAAAAAUAUUAAAUAUUGGUUGUGGUAAUUCCUUAUUCUCAGAAGAUAUGUACGAUGGUGGCUUUAAGAAUAUUGUCAACUGCGAUUUCUCUGAAGACGUUAUUAAAGAAAUGUCUGCAAGAUCUGCCAAAAUCAGACCCGAAAUGAAAUAUGAAGUAGUAGAUAUCUUUAAUAUGACUUAUGCUCCUAACUCUUUUGAUAUUGUCAUGGAUAAAGGUCUCCUUGAUGCUGUUUAUCCUGAAGAAACUGAAGAAAAUACUACUAAGAUUAAUAAGUUCUUAUAAAGUAUUGUUGAUAUACUUACAGCAAAUCCUAAUUCUAGAUACGUUUGCAUUAGUUUAUUACAAUCUCACAUUUUAAACACUUUGCUCACUUUCUUCAAUUCAAAGAACUUUGAGAUCACUAUACAUGAAGUUCUUAUUGAAAAAUCUAAGCUUUAUCCUUUCUUAGUUGAUAUUAAGAGAUCUGAUAAUCCAACUGCCACUCAUAAUAAAAUUAAUCUUCAUUUAAAGAACGAAGCUGAGGCUAAGCUCUUACCUCCUCAAGAAAUUAAGCAUUAAAUCAAUCGUAUUCAAACUUAAAAUAGGUUUAUGUCUUAGGUUAAAAAGUGUCAUGCUGGUUAGCGCUUUUCUAUAGAAGUUUGGGAUCCUAAAGUACCUAAUGCAAAGGUUCCUAAGUAUACUCUUCAUGUAGUUGAUUCAAAUAGCAAAAAGAUUUUAGAAAACAAAACUUGUGGUUGCUUCAUUACACCUUAAGGUAAAGAGCAAAGCUAUAUCUCUAGCACAGAAAAAGGAAAUUUCGAAUUAUUAGAGCAAGCUGGUUAUUCAAGAUUAAUUAUUGCUAUUUUGAAUCCUGGUUACGUUUUCUCUAGCAUGAAGGAAGUUCAAGAUGAACUCUGCCCUGCUGUUAAUGACUUGAUCCCCAAAGGAUGCAAGAAUCUUCCUGUUCCUUUCAUUACAGAUGGAGAUGAAAUAGGAGACAAGGAUGUUAUUGCUUAAAAUGAAGAAUUUAUUAUUGAAGAAAUCCUUAACGAAGAAGGCCACGCUCUUAGAAGAUUAGUUUUGAAAAAUAAUAUUUCUGCUAUCCAAUCAUAGUAUAAAAUGACUUAUUUUUCAGCUAAGAAUAGACCUGAUUUAGUCGAAUAAAAUAAGCUUACAAAGAGCAUCCUUCCUCCAAAGAAGAAUAUGGUUAUUGGAAUUGAUGAAAGCUAUCUCGAUUUUGAAAGCCACAGAGCUAUGAUUGCUGGUUUAUCAUUGCUUGGAGCUGAUGCAUUUGAGAAGAAAGAAUUGAACAUUCUCGUUUUAGGUGCUGGACUAUGCGCCUUAAGCAAGUUUAUUUACAACCACUUUGCUAACACUAAGCUUAAUAAUAUUGAAAUUUCUAAGAAUAUUGUUGAAGCUGCUAAAAUUCACUUUGGAGUUGAUAAAGACCCCAGAUUCAAAAUUACUAUUGAUAAUGCUUUUUCUUACAUUAAAAAUCAUACUGUCAAUGAAGAAGCUCCUAAAGUAGAAAAGGAAGGAUCAGAAAUCGAAGAAGCUAAGGAAAGCAAGACUGCACCUAAAAAGAAACAAUAAUAUGACAUUAUUGUUAUUGAUAUCGUUAGCCCCUAAGAAAACUAAGCAAGUCCUCCUGAAUAGUUCUUACAAGAAGAAUUCCUUUAAAAGUUAUAAAAAUUGCUUGAAAAUAAUGGCUUACUCAUGAUAAACUAUAUAGGUACUCACUAAAAAGAAUGUGAUACUUUACUCUAAACUAAACUCAGCAAAGUUUUCGAUUUAAUUUACAGUUAUAAGACUGAAAAUGAAUUAAAUGAUGUUCUCUUUGCAGUUAACACUAAAUUCAAAAGAGAUGUUAAAAUCGACAACAAUAACCAAAAGGAAGAACUAAUUAUAGUCGAAAAAGAUUAAAUCAAGUAGAGAAAAGAACUCGAAAUCAACUUUAAAUAAAUUAUGAAAAAAGCAGUCAAACCUUGGGAUUUCACAUUAAAUAUUGAUACUUUAUGCACAAAAUUGAUGCUCAGAUAUCCUUAAAUUAAUACAAAUACCUUAACUAGGACAAAUGUGUACGUAGACCAAGGAGACAAUAAAAUGGUUAAUUCUACAAAGUAAUAAUAUGAAAAUGACUUAGGAAAAGUCCUUAAGAAAGAACAAAAGAAGAGCAAAAAUAAAAAGAAAUGA